Molecule: messenger RNA, 2184 nt
Organism: Selaginella moellendorffii
Lineage: Eukaryota; Viridiplantae; Streptophyta; Lycopodiopsida; Selaginellales; Selaginellaceae
Product: pentatricopeptide repeat-containing protein At5g41170, mitochondrial
Exons: 3
Coding region: 1-2184 (727 amino acids)
Molecular function (GO): protein binding
Source: RefSeq, a predicted model, not a curated record
AUGGAUUUCAAUCCCCCUCUGGUCGCCAAGAGAUCUCCGGCGACGAAGGUUUCCUUGCAGUCUGUGCUAGAUUUUCGAGAGGAUCAAGCGCUCCAGCAGCAGCAGCAGCACAGGAUCGAGCCAGGCACACAGCCGAAGGGAAAAUCUGAGGAGUCGAAAGGAAUGGAUUUGGCUAUUUUUUUGGGAAGUCUCAAGCCCCUCCAGGGCGAUACGUCCUUGAAGAAAUCGGCGAGGUGGGAGAAGAUGAAAGAGAAGGUGGCUCGGCGCAGACCUCCAGUGGUGGUGGUGGAAGAAAAAAAUCUGGUUCCACCACCUCUCGAGCUAGAACAAGAGGUGGAAGUCCUUCCGAAAGCUCCGGAGGGUCAUGAAGCUACUACUGCUACUUCCGCAGUUGUGAACAACCGGAUUGAUCUCGAGGUGCCGAGCUUGAAUUUUGGAAACGAAUUCUUCCAGAUGGAGGAGACGAAGAUCGAAUCAAGUCGCUCAAAGAUCUCGGAGUUCUUGGAGCGGCUCAAACGAGAGAAGGCGCUGUCUUUGGUUUCUUCGAAUGCCAAGGCUGAGGAAAAAUCCUUGGAAGUUUUCACCGCUAUGCAAGCUCUGGACUCGGCUAGCGAUAUCCAUGGCUCGAACAUCAGUGGUGGAACUCUCAAAGUUUUGAUACGAAGCUUCAGUAAUCUGGAUGUCAUCGAAGGCUCGAUCAAAGUUCUCCAGGAAACGAAGGACUUUGGCUUUCUGCCGUCGACGACAACGCACAGUGUACUCGUCUGCCUGCUGCUAAAGUCUGGAGAACAAGAGAGAGCCAAGCAAAUGCUGGGAGAGUUUCUCUUGGAAGGUUCAAAGCCAUCAGCAGGGAUCUUUUUUACACUGAUCGAUGCGUUUGAAAGAGUGGGAAAUCUCUCGGCCGUGCAUAUACUCUUCCUCGGAAUGCUCCAAAGCAUGGUUCGUGUGAACGCCGACACGACAGAGAAGUUUUUCAGCAUUCUUCUAAGGGCAGGGAUGGCCGAGCAAACUUACACACUGUUCCAAGAGUACCCGAUCACAGGCUCGGACAUUAGAGUGGAGACCGGGAAUUUUCUCAUGGACUGCCUUGGGAAGGCCGGAAAACACAAGUGGUCCGCGAGGAUACUGUCACGCAUGAGAAGAUAUCGUAUCUCCAACGUCAGCUCCUACAACAUCAUGAUCAAGAACUUGGUCAAGGACUCGGAGCUGACAAAGUCUCUCAAGGUUUUUCACAUGUUCGAAGCCGAUCAGCUAUCACCGGACGUGGGAACUUAUCACUACAUCGUCUCUGGUCUGUGCAAAGCCAACAAGACGAAGAUGGCGGCCAUGUACUUCGAGGGAAUGAAGAAGCUCGGGCUCUUACCGGACACCAUGACUUACUCGACCAUGAUCGACUGCUACGGAAGAGCCGGCAAAGUCAACAGAGCUCUGCAGCUGUUUGAAGAGAUGAAGCGGAAAAAUGUCCGUCUCGACACCCGCGUCUUCAACUCGUUGCUCCGAGCGGUCGGGACGUCAUACAAGCCAUCGCUGGUUUACAACAUCUUUCGGGAGAUGCAGUACUUUGGCCAAGUCCCGGACAUAUGGAGCUACAAUCUCCUCUUCUACGGGCUGGCCAGGCGGGGACGAAGGAAAAGGCUUCGCAAAGUUUACCGGGAGAUGAAAAGAGAUGGGCUCAAGCCGGACAUCUACACCUACACAGCGAUCAUACUUUGCCUUGGGAACGCCGGAAGGACCAAGUCGGCUUACAACUUCAUGCAAGGCUUGCUCAGGAAAGGAGUGGAAGUUAACGUAAAGACCUGGAACGCGCUGCUGCGAGGACUCACAAAGGAGGACGUGAUCGAAGUGGCGUUUUCGGUCUACAACGACAUGAAGGCUCGGGGAUUUAAGCCUGACAACACCACUUACAGCCUUCUCCUCGAGAACAGCAUCGCAUUGAGGGACGCGAAGAAGGUGUAUCGGAUCCAGAGGGACUUCAAGGACUCCCGGCUGGAGCCUGACGCUCCAAUGCAGAAGAUAUUGCAGCGCUCCAUCAGUGUUCCACUUAAACAGCGAGGCUUCGCUGAUUCACAGCGCAGCAUUAUGACACACGACGCGGCGACAGACGAACAAACGAUGAAGCAGAAGAAAGACGACAUUGAUUGGCCUCCUCCUGCUCGCACCUUUUCUUCUUCCAGUGGGAGAUGA